This is a messenger RNA of Ogataea parapolymorpha DL-1, 660 nucleotides long. RefSeq lists its product as uncharacterized. The transcript has a single exon. The record is from RefSeq and is a predicted model, not a curated record. The coding region runs from base 1 to 660 and encodes 219 amino acids. NCBI's taxonomy places the organism in Eukaryota, Fungi, Ascomycota, Pichiomycetes, Pichiales, Pichiaceae. Gene Ontology annotation, molecular function: acetyltransferase activity.
AUGGUCAACCCCAGCCAUGAGCUCGACUAUGAGCUCAUAGAUCUUGCACGCAAAAAUAUCCAAAACAUCCCCAACACGCCCGAAUAUGACAAAAUGAUCUCUGGCAUGGUGUACGACUCGAUGGUCGAGCCACUCGAGAUUGCUCGGUUUGAGUCGACUACCAAAUGCUGUCGACUACAGCAGAUGAAGCUGGACGAUUUUGGAUCUCUCAAAGAGUUCAAAACCGCACGCACAGCACUCACAAAGAAUCUUCUGGGCAAGUGCGGGUCCAAUCCGCUCAUUGAAACGCCUUUCAGCUGCGACUACGGCUUCAACAUCCUUGCUGGCGACAAUCUCUACAUCAACGCCAACGCAGUGCUUCUGGACACGUCGCUGAUUAUCAUUGGCAAUAAUUGCAAGAUCGGGCCGAACACGUGCAUCACCACUGCGGACCAUCCGCUGGACGCAAAGCGCCGAGGCGAAGGUGUGGACUUCUCUCGCAGGGUAGUUAUCGGCGACAACUGCUGGAUAGCUGCCAAUGCAACCAUUUUACCAGGGGUGACUCUGGGCGACAACGUGGUGGUCGGAGCAGGUUCUGUGGUUACCAGAGAUGUUGAGGGGGAUAGUCUUGUGAUUGGUGCACCGGCAAGAGUGGUGCGCAGGCUGAUAAGAGACAAUUAA